CGCGACCCCGGAAGUGAGUUCUCUUGCCCCCAGUAGUAAUGGCGUCUAAGGGGGCUCGGCAGCGGGUGAAAGGAACCAGAGGAGAAAAAGAGGAAAACAGCUGGAGGCAGAAGGAAGAAAGCCGGGUAGCGGAGCACAGAGCAGAGUCCGCAUGUAGUACAGCAGGUCAGGUGUGGGCACCCGAGGGAUCUACUGCCUUCAAAUGCCUGGUUUCUGCCAGGUUUUGCGCGGCAUUACUGAGCAACAUCUCAGACUGCGAUGAAACGUUCAACUACUGGGAACCUACACACUACCUCGUAUAUGGCAAAGGAUUCCAGACAUGGGAAUAUUCCCCAGCCUACGCGAUUCGCUCGUACGCUUACCUCUGGCUACAUGCAUUACCCGCCUGGUUUCAUGCCCACGUCCUGCAGACAAAUAAGGUCCUGGUGUUUUACUUUAUACGAUGUUUUCUAGCUUUUAUUAGCUGUGUUUGUGAACUUUAUUUCUACAAGGCAGUAUGCAAAAAGUUUGGCCUCCAUGUUGGUCGGCUGAUGCUGGCUUUCCUGGUGCUAAGCACAGGAAUGUUUUGUUCAGCAGCAGCGUACCUCCCCAGUACUUUCUGUAUGUAUACCACAGUGAUAGCCAUGACCGGCUGGUAUACGGAGAAGGUUGGCUUGGCCGUGCUUGGAGUGGCUGCGGGGGCUAUUUGGGGCUGGCCCUUCAGUGUUGUCUUAGGGAUACCUAUUGCCUUUGAUGUCCUGUUCCUGAAGCGAAAGUGGAAGAGUUUUAUCAACUGGUGUUUAGUGGCACUAAUAUUGUUUUUGGUCCCCCUGGCGGCCAUUGACAGUUAUUAUUACGGCAAGCUGGUAAUAGCCCCUCUAAAUAUCGUCCUGUACAAUGUCUUUACUAACCACGGACCCGACCUUUAUGGCACCGAACCUUGGACGUUCUACUUCAUCAAUGGCUUCCUGAAUUUUAACGUGGUGUUUGUUAUGGCCCUCUUUGUAUUGCCCUUGACGGCACUGAUGGAACAUCUAUUGCAAAAAAUCAACACAGUUCAGAACCUUGGAAGACCCUAUUGGCUGACGUUGGCCCCUAUGUAUAUCUGGAUUCUGAUCUUCUUCACUCAGCCACAUAAAGAGGAGAGGUUUCUAUUUCCCAUCUACCCCCUCAUCUGCCUCUGUGGAGCUGUUGCUCUUUCUGCACUUCAGAAAUGCUACCAUUUCGUAUUCCAACGAUAUCGCCUGGAACAUUACACCGUAUCUUCCAACUGGCUGGCCCUGGGAUUUGUUUUCCUGUUUGGUCUCCUGUCUUUCUCCCGUUCCGUAGCUCUGUUCAGAGGUUACCAUGGGCCCUUGGACCUGUAUCCUGAAUUCCAUCGGAUUUCCAAAGACGCAACAAUCCACACGGUGCCAGAAGGGAGGACGGUCAACGUGUGCGUGGGAAAGGAAUGGUACCGUUUCCCCAGCAGCUUCCUCCUGCCAGACCAUUGGCAACUUCAGUUCAUCCAGUCAGAGUUCAGAGGUCAACUCCCAAAACCAUUUGCUAAGGGACAGCGGGCAACCAGGAUUAUUCCUAAAGACAUGAAUGACCAGAAUCUUGAAGAGACAUCUAGAUAUGUGGAUAUUUCAAAGUGCCAUUACUUGGUUGAUUUGGAUUCUGUCACUGAGACUGCACGGGAGCCACGCUAUUCUGCAAAGGAAGAUUGGACAGUCAUAGCGUAUAAGCCAUUCCUGGAUGCUACAAGGUCCUCCAAGCUCUAUCGUGCCUUUUACAUCCCGUUUGUAUCCAGUUGGCACACCACUUACUCCAACUACACCAUUCUGAAACCCCGUAGGCCAAGGCCGAUGAAGAGGAAGAGUGGCUUGUAAUGGAAAGUAAACUGGACCAUGUAUUUUCUUUGAAGGACACGUGAUGCUGUCAUACAGCCGUGGCUGCCUUCCCUACCAGUCGGUGGUCUCUGAAUGCAGAUCUGUGAGGCAGUGCCGGGGGGGGGGGCAUUGCUGCUUCUGGUAUUCUCCUAUAAUUCUGCUCCUACAGUGGACACACACUUGAAUGGGUAUAGGGAGCAGUGGGAAAGCCACAUGUUGAUGAGCAGUAUCACAAGGGUUAUUCACCAAGAUCCAUUGUAGAGUGCUAUCAGUGUUUGUCACUUAAAGGUGCUGUCCCAUUCAGAUUAAACAUUAACUACGCUCCCUAGUAUGUAAAUUAAAAAAAAAACCUUAGCAGAGCUGCCCAAAGGUAUAAUCGCAAAUAACUGUUUCUAGGGCAAAAUCAGUGCCGGGUUUGUGUCACAUGAUGAAUGUUCCCAGUAAAAUUAUACAUGAAACAAAAAUCUAAAUUAUAAUAGAAUUAAAUUCCAGCAGGAUUAGGGCUUGGUUCUAAUUAUGCAUUAAAAAUAUAAAAAGCAUUAAGUUAAAGCAGAGUAGAUGGGACAGCACCUUUAAAACGUUUAAAAUGUUGCAUCUCCAUUUAUGUGUGUACUUAGGUACAUAUCCGUAAGUAUAAAUAAUAUGAGGGUGAUCUACUUCACUACACCUUGAGCUUGGCUUUGGGUGCUUGAUUUCGCGUAUCAUUGCAGGACGUACACUCUGAACUUAUGAUCCCAUUGGAGACUGGAAGCUCAAAAAGUU
Spea bombifrons (plains spadefoot toad) is the source of this 2612-nucleotide messenger RNA. RefSeq names its product ALG9 alpha-1,2-mannosyltransferase (gene ALG9). Gene Ontology annotation, molecular function: alpha-1,2-mannosyltransferase activity. The transcript is spliced from 15 exons. Bases 39 to 1850 code for a protein of 603 amino acids. Gene Ontology annotation, cellular component: endoplasmic reticulum membrane. Gene Ontology annotation, biological process: protein N-linked glycosylation. The record is from RefSeq and is a predicted model, not a curated record. NCBI's taxonomy places the organism in Eukaryota, Metazoa, Chordata, Amphibia, Anura, Pelobatidae.